AUUUCAAUGUUGGUUGACAGUAUACUGAUUGACUCUGUUCUAUCUUCAUGUAUGUAUAUCAAUCAGUCUUGUUCAUUUGGUAAGUAGAAAAUGAUGAUAAUGAGCGAUUGUCGCAUAAAUAAAUACAUGCAUAUUUCUGUAUAUUUUGUGACUUCUAGAUGAACCACGUAUGACACGAGCAAAUGCAGUUGACUACUUAUCACUGAAGAACACACGCAAUAAUGAAGUGAAGUAUUAUCUAGAGUUUGUACGUGAAAAAAGCUUAGCAUCCGGCACAAGAGACGAGGAAUCGCUUUCAGCUAGAUUGGAUAACUUGUGUUUAAAAAUUCGACAGAUUGAGAAUUCCAUGAAUGAAGCAUUAAACGAAACGACAAAGUGUCUGUCAUUCAAAAUCAAUCAGCUCAUGAUUAUAACUGUAAUUGUUGUCUCGUUUCACCUGCUUGUCAUCAUUUAUUGGUCAGUGUCAUCUGAGAUUUACUACUUACUGUGUAAUCUUCUCCAGCCUAUCCUUGUAUAUUGUUCUUCUACGUGUAAAUAAAUUAUAAAUGAAUGAAUAAUUAGUAUAAGCAAUUGAUUUUGUGAAUUGUAUUUCAAUGAAUCUGGAGCAAU
Molecule: messenger RNA, 609 nt
Organism: Heterobilharzia americana
Lineage: Eukaryota; Metazoa; Platyhelminthes; Trematoda; Strigeidida; Schistosomatidae
Source: the annotation of a GenBank genome assembly